GGCACCCCACAAAUUAAAAUUCAUUAUUUCAAAUCAAUAAAUAAUAAUCAUUCAAAACACAUUCCUCUCACAAGCCCCUUCAAGUUUCAUUCUAUUCCUUCUCUCUCUUUCUCUCUCAACCAUGCCUGUUGUCACAAACAGAACAACACCUACAGUGGCAGAGCACAUCAAAUGGAGAAGACCCAGAAACCAAUUCAACCAUCAACACCACCACCCCAUUCCAGAAUCAGAUCCAAACCCUCAAAUCCCUUCCAUAAUCCAAUCAACUAGGAGCAAGUCCACCAUAUCCUCCCUGCUCCUCUCCACUUUCUCCAACAAUACUCCCUCCUCCAAUAAUGACAGCCCCACCAUCAAUGCCACUGCCCAAAGCAAGAAAAAAACCAACUUUUCCGCAGCAACGUUCAGAGGGCUGGGGUGCACCGCCGGCGCGUCACAGCAGGUGUCGGUGCCAGCGGUGAUUCGCUCCUCCGCCGAUUGGCAAGGGAAGAAAACAAGAAAGAAGAAGCACAAGAGGACCACCAACGGCGGCAAGAACAAGACUUUCCAUGGCGGGAUUCUGGAGGGUUCCAAUCCUGGGUGUGUGGAUUUUCAAGAUGUUUGGUGUGGCCCUGGCAUUGGGUUCUCAGCAGAUGCUGCUGCCUCUGUUGAUUGUGUUGUGGCUCGGAAGAAUGUAUCUUCCAGAGGGAAAAUUGAUGUGGAUAAGAUUACUCACAGGGAGCGAUCAUCGUAUGUGGGAAGGCGCACAGAAACCUUCACUUUUCUGGACACUGAUUCUGACAUUUUCACGCCACGCUCUGCCUCUGACUCUUAUGGAACUGCAACAUACUAUCGUCAUGUUAGAGAUCCUUCAUCUGAUGGUUUUGCUGAGAUAAUGAUGCUUCAAGGGAGUCUACUAAUGGGUGGACAACUAAAUUCACACGAUCAAUAUAGAGACUGGAGACUUGAUGUUGAUAACAUGUCCUAUGAGCAAUUGCUUGAGCUUGGUGAGAGAAUUGGUCAUGUGAACACUGGACUUAAGGAAGAUGAGAUGGGACGGAACAUAAGGAAAGCCAGGCUUCAAUUUUGGGAUGAUACAUCAAAGCAUCAAAUAGAUAAAGAGUGCAGCAUUUGUCAGGAGGAGUAUGAAGCAGGUGAUGAGCUGGGGAGGCUAAAUUGUGAACACAGUUAUCACUUUCAGUGUAUAAAACAAUGGGUUUCACAGAAAAACUUCUGCCCAGUAUGUAAGCAGCAAGUUGCAGCACGACAUUGAGUGACACAAUCCUACUGUUUUUUUGGAAAGCUUCCAUCUAUAGAUUUGUGUAUAGUUUUUCAUAUCCAAUACAAGCAAGAAUUUUCAUUCUUUGCUGUCAUUUAUCAUUUCAUAUUUCAAAACUUAAGCAUAUCUUAUCCUCUGUGAGGAGGCGGCAAUUAUAUGAUAUUGAGUAAAGGUUUUUUAAUUGGGUUGAGAGUUGAGACCUUUGCAUAUUAGAGGCAAGAGUGGCCUUGCCUAAGUGCACUUUUCUUUUGGUUUUCAAUGGAGUUGUGUCUGUUACAAAUUAGGAUAUUUCUAUUUUGAAUGCUUGUCCUCAACUAUACCCCUUUGGGUCAUGUGGAGAUAGAUUUUGUUGUUAGUGGCUGUAUCUUUAAUCUCUAUACAAAAUUUAAAAAAUGUUCAAUCUCUAUAAACAUUUUUA
Molecule: messenger RNA, 1673 nt
Organism: Vigna angularis (adzuki bean)
Lineage: Eukaryota; Viridiplantae; Streptophyta; Magnoliopsida; Fabales; Fabaceae
Exons: 5
Coding region: 122-1249 (375 amino acids)
Molecular function (GO): ubiquitin protein ligase activity
Source: RefSeq, a predicted model, not a curated record